AAUGCAGAAGGUACUCCGAUUAAAAAAUUGACAAUUUCUCACAAAGUAAAUUGGCAGUCAUGAUGGCGGUGUUGGAGACAACAAAAGUCUUCUUGCAAUUAUGUUUCUGUGUACUUCUCGCCGGCACAAGUCUUGCUUCUGGGGAAGGAUCAAGAGAAUGGAGCAGUUGGUCCGAGUGUAGUCAGACGUGUGGGUACGGUGUUGAAUAUCGACACCGUCCGUGCCUGCGGGGCGAUCAUGCGGAGUGUGACGUUUCAGAACUGGGACAGCUGAAAAGAUGUAAAAUCCGAGAAUGUCCAAUAGACGGAGGUUGGAGUUCUUGGGGGAGAUGGCGAAGUUGUAGCAAGACCUGUGGCCUGGAUGGAGUCCGGAUCAGGUACCGGGGCUGUUCUAAUCCGAAGCCUCAGUUUGGCGGUUUGCCGUGUCAGGGAGAGAGACGAGAAGAGAUGCCGUGUUCUUCACUCCAGCCGUGCCCAAUCGACGGAGAAUGGACUGCCUGGACGGACUGGGGUCCAUGUCGGGCAAGGGUUUGCAGGAAACUGGGCAACCGUGUUAGGAAAAGGUCAUGCAGUAAUCCAGAACCCCAGCACGGCGGGAGAAGUUGUGAUGGCUCAGGCUUUCAGACUGAGAAGUGCAAGAAGGCCGGUUGUCCAGUCCACGGAGGAUGGAGCCAGUGGACAGAUUCAUCUGAGUGUUCUUCUCCAUGCGGCUACAGCACCAGGAACCAGACCAGGAGUUGCACCAAUCCGAUCCCUACCAAUGGGGGAAAAGAAUGCGAGGGAGAGUCAUCAAAACAGGUCCGAUGUUGGGGCCUUCCCGAUUGUGAAGGGGAAUCUCCUAGCCUGGUUUCUUCUUGGGAAUGUGAAAGUGUCAGUCAGCAACCGACAACUCCAGAGUUAGUGGAGCCAGAAGAGAGUCCGUUAUCCUCUGUCAGCUCAGUCUUGUCUGAGGGUGCCGUAAAGUCAUCAUCCUCUAUCCCUGAUCCCGCAACUCCGGGCGAAGGGAUAUUAUCAUCAUGGGUCAGCGCUGAAUUUGAUAAUAAUCCUGGAGAGUUACCGCAAGGUGGUAGCCCCACUCCAGAUCCGGGCAACUUUGGCACAUUAUCAUGGAUCAGCAACGAUGAGAGUUCUUUUGGUGAAUCUCCCAACGCUGGAGAGUCGCCAGGCAUGCCAGGUGGUGGUAGUCCCCCUGCAGCAGCUACUCCGGUCAACUCGGACGACGGAGGGUUGCCAGAGUGCGUCUAUACAAGCGAUUCAUCUGGUUUAUCUUAUAUUUGCACCUAAAGUCUUUUUGUGUUUUUUUUUUGUUUGGGGUUAAAUAUCCCUAUAAGGAGGAUGCCGCGCUCUUCCGAUGCCCAUUCAUUACUAGAUUAUAAUGGAAGCAUACAUUAAAUGGGAAUACUGCAAUGAUAAAAUCUGCAUGGGAAACAGUUGAAUAAAAAAACGAGUGUACAUGAUGCAUAAAUGAAUGAGGAGGCAACUAGAAAGGGAAAGCCUUAUUUCAUGGUAUUAUAGGCAGAGUUUUCAGGAUUAUAUUCCUUAUGUUUAGCUUUGCACUUUCUAUGUUUUUCUGGGAAUAUAUGAGAUAAAGUGUGCAAAUAAUCUUUGUCAAAGAAACAUAAAGAAAACACCACUAAGAGAGGGUUGUAUACAUACGUUACAUGGCCGUACGCAGAUUUUUUUUUUUUCUGGGGGGGGGCAAGCAUGAGCAAGACGCAUAGGGGCACCGUUGCAUUUCCAAAGUGAAAUUUGAGAAUUUAGUGAGCACUUGUGGAAUUUUCGGUAAAAAAACGAAUUUUAAUAAUUUAUUGGGGUAACUGCCCCCUUGUCCCUCACCCCAGCCCCCUCCCCCCCGCAGCUUACGGCCAUGAUAUGAUCCAUUUCUGUUUGUUUCUGUUUGUGGUAACUCCAGUAAGAACUCGGCAAGACAGCAUUUUUGUUGGUAAACGCCAAGCUGGUAUAUAACCAAUUACCUUGGAAGCAUUUACGUCUAGGUUAAUCAGUC
Lytechinus variegatus (green sea urchin) is the source of this 2004-nucleotide messenger RNA. RefSeq names its product coadhesin-like. The record is from RefSeq and is a predicted model, not a curated record. The coding region runs from base 60 to 1283 and encodes 407 amino acids. NCBI's taxonomy places the organism in Eukaryota, Metazoa, Echinodermata, Echinoidea, Temnopleuroida, Toxopneustidae. The transcript is spliced from 6 exons.